CCAGCUGACUGCUCGCUCUCUCUCAGUGUGUGUGUAUGUGUAUGUGUGUGUGUUGUCAUUAUUAUUAUCCAGUCUGCUCCCAGCUCAGAAUGGCCAGAUUCACUCAGACUGAGACAAGAAGGGAGCAGCACCCACAGCCGCCCCAUCCCGCUUACUCCAGCCUGCUUUUCACUGGACCCGGGGCAGCACCGACCCAACAUCCACUCCUCCUAAUCCCGCACCAGCACCAGUACGCUCAGAUCCCAUUUCCUAAACCCAUGAACGGGUCAGAAUCCAUCUCCAUUCAUCCGGAGAACGGCACCAUGAAAGACCAAGAUGCCAUAAAACUCUUUAUCGGGCAAAUACCGCGGAACCUUGAGGAAAAAGACCUGAAACCAUUAUUCGAACAGUUUGGGAAAAUCCACGAAUUGACAGUAUUAAAGGACCGAUACACCGGCAUGCACAAAGGCUGCGCGUUCCUCACCUACUGCGCCCGCGAGUCGGCCAUCAAAGCCCAGAACGCCCUCCACGAACAGAAGACACUGCCGGGGAUGACUCGCCCCAUCCAGGUGAAGCCAGCUGACAGCGAGAGCCGUGGAGAAGACAGGAAGCUGUUCGUCGGGAUGCUGAACAAACAGCAGACGGAGGAGGACGUGUACCGUCUUUUCGAACCCUAUGGAGUCAUCGAGGAGUGCACUGUGCUAAGAGGUCCGGAUGGAAAUAGUAAAGGCUGCGCCUUUGUAAAGUUCUCUACACACGCCGAAGCUCAGUCCGCAAUCAGCGCCCUGCACGGCAGUCAAACCAUGCCAACUGGCUCCGAUUCUCUCCUCCCUCAGGGUGCGUCGUCCAGCCUGGUGGUCAAGUUUGCCGACACGGACAAGGAGCGCACCAUCCGCCGCAUGCAGCAGAUGGUGGGCCAGUUUGGCAUCUUCAACCCUGCCAUCGCCCUGCCCUUCAGCACCUACAGCACCUACGCACACGCGCUGAUGCAGCAGCAGGCGGCCCUCAUGGCUGCCAGUCACGGAGGCUACCUGGCGCCCAGCGUGGCCUUUCCCACCACCCAGAUCCACCAGAUGGGGGCGCUCAAUAUCAACAGCCUGCCGCCCACCCCCAUGACCCCGGUGUCGGGUGAGUUUCAUCAGACACUGGCAGGCCUCAGCUCACCGCCUGCCAACAUCACCACAUCAGCCGUCCCCAGCAUUGUCACUCCUAUCGUCAACGGCUUUACCAGCAUCCCUCACCAGCCCAACGGACACCCUGCGGUCGAGGCCGUGUACACCAACGGACUGCCCCCGUACUCCACCCAAAGCCCCACGGCUGCGGACACCCUACAACAGGCCUUCACCGGGGUGCAGCAGUAUACAGCCAUCUACCCAGCGACCACACUGACCCCUAUUGGCCAAAGCUUGCCACAGCCACCGCAAGUCAUUCAACAGCAGCAGCAGAGAGAAGGUGAGGGACCAGAGGGCUGCAACCUCUUCAUCUACCAUCUACCACAGGAAUUUGGCGACAAUGAGCUCAUGCAGAUGUUCCUUCCAUUUGGUACAGUCAUCUCCUCCAAGGUCUUCAUGGACAGAGCCACCAACCAGAGCAAAUGUUUUGGCUUCGUGAGCUUCGACAACCCAGCAAGUGCACAGGCUGCUAUCCAGGCCAUGAACGGCUUUCAGAUCGGCAUGAAGAGGUUGAAAGUGCAGUUAAAACGGCCGAAGGAUGCAAGCCGCCCGUACUGACAGGGCCCAACCCACACAGGGCUCUCAGCAACAGCACAGGAUUUGAGGAGUGAAAUCUCAAAAGGAAUUUAACUUUUUCUUUCAAAACAAACAAGAACAACAUGAAUGGAUUUUUUUGAAGACAUAUCAGCAUUUAUUUUACAAAGAUGUUCGGUAGAGAGGAGGGGUUGCAGGUGAACCGGCACCCGUGGAAAAACCACACUCGGCACAGCGCACGAAAGACAAGUGGAAGAUCUCUCUAAAGACAGAGAACUCAACACGUCCUGUCUCUCGCUGAGCUUCGAACCGUCAGUCAAGCAACAAACAAAAAGAAAAAAAUGAGUGAGAACAACUUCGAUUUCUAUAUACAUAUUAUACACACAUAUGCUAUUUAAAGGAAGAGGCGCUUAUGGCUUUUAUUACACUGGACAAAUGAGGGUUAAACUUGAAGACCAAGGAUAAAAUGCAGUGGAAAAAAAAAAAAGCUCUUCUUGUCCCGCUAGUGGACUUUCUUUCUCUUUUCCUCCUCCUUUUCUUCUGUCACCGUCUUUCAGCAAACGCAGGACAUUCUGUGGUCACAGAGGUUUCCAUGCCCUCAGUGAAACUGAAAAAUCUUUCACCCCAAAGGGACCAAAGGACCAAACAUUUUUAUUCCUCAACAGAAAUAUAUGGUAUUAAUAACAAUACUAAUACUACAAACUACUACUAACGACAUAAGUUUAAAGAAAAAAGCAUAAAUAUUCGCUUCAGGUCGGAAGAGGAAAGGGAUUUUGAUUUCUUUUCCUUUUACAUUUAUAGCUACUGGGUUUCAGAAUAUUUAAACAAAAUAGAAAAAAAAGAAGAAAAAAAAAAGUAUUUUAAAAGCUAUACUAUUUUAGUGGAGUAGAAUAUGUGGAUUGGAGAUUGUUAGGAGCAUGUUCAACCAUUUUCAUCCAUGAAGAAAAAACAAAGGGGUGGGGAAGUUGUCCAUAAUUCAUCCAUGUCACAAAUACGCCCAUAUUCCAGAGAACAAAUGCUGAGUAUAACUAUAUAUGCAUGUGCAAAGUGUUGCUGGUUUAGCAAAUCCUUGGGUAGAUAUUCAAUACACACAAACAAACAAACAUAUUUAUCUGAUGAAAGCUUUACUUAUCGAGCAGAAUAAGUAUCUGUGGCUUCAACGAAAACUAUCCGCAAUAUAACAGCUGUACCAUUGCACAGGUAAAUAAUACAAAAACACAGUUAGCACUUGACAGGGAUGGGAGUUUUUUGGUUUUUUUAUUUACCACUUUAGUGAUUUUUCAACUGAAGCAGGUCUAGUUUGAUUUCAUCUGGUCUGCUGUCAUGCUUUGUGAAGUGACGCUUAGCUUUACUGUUACGAGGAACCAGUAGACGUUUCAUAUCAUCCGUUUUGUGUCAACGUAUUCAUCAAACAGUUGGUGCCAAAUGCUGAAUAUCAACUGAUAAAGCACAUUGGUAAUUAAACCAAGCCUUAAACCCUUAAACAGCCCACAAAAUGAGGUUCAUAACAGACCUACCGAAGGGACAAACUUGUUAUUGCUUACAACCUCUGAAGCACAUCAGAAUUUACAGGGACCAUCUUGCAGCAUCAAACUAAUAAUCAAGUUUAGCCUCAGAAACCUGCACAAUCGAUUCCACAUUGACGUUUGCGGAGUUCAUUUCGCUAAUAAAUGAGUUUAAGUUAUAGAAAGUGCUGGGGGACGACUCGUUGGAUCUGCGAACAACCCAUAUUUCUAAGAAUACGCUUCUCAGGCUGGUACGGAUUAGCUUGACGCUAACUGUCUGCAAAGGUCUAAUGAGCAGCCUGUAAAGAGCUCACGAACAGCUUGCAAAUAGCAGCCAUGGGGGGUUACAGUUGGAGCAAACUGAUCCAUCAAUAAAAAAGCCACCGAGUCUGACAUUAUGGUGUACUUAACCGCAGCUGUUGCUUUGCUCUCAGACAAGUCACAAAUAUACACAACUCUAAAGCGCUUGACAAGAAUCUUAAAGACCAUGUGAAAUCAAAAUUUCAAGAGUUUUGUCAUGCUUAGUUUGUGUGUUAGCUCUGAAGCUAAUGCUAGCUGACAAAACCAAAGGUCACUGUACACUGUGUCCGAAAUUUUUGUAUGUGUUUUUUCCGUUUUUUUUCAUAUUUGUCAUCCUUUCCUAUCAAAACACUUGCUUAUCAGAUGCGAAAACGCAGAAAAUCGAACAUGACACAAACUUUUUUAUGACGGACAAAAAUUUUGGAGGCAUUGUGUAAACGUGAUUGACACAACGUGAGGUCGUAUUUAUUUUUUAACAUGCGAAAAUUUUGGACGAAAAUGUGCAAUGACCUUAACACAUAAAAUGUAAAAUUUUCAGUCUUCUGGUAAAACGGACCAGUCAAAAGCUGUAGAAUGAAGUCAGAAUUAGUAGAUAUUUGUUAGCUUCAAUGCUAAUUGACCCUUCGUAAAACCCAAAAAUAUGUCGCGGAGCAAACAAGAAACUGACAACACGCCAACAGAUAAGACAGAGCAGGUUACUUCUGGUAUUAAACAAGGUCUUAGCUUUAAAAUGUUGUCAUUUUUUAAGAAAUUCAAACAAUAAAUUCCGUUUUGUGGCACUUUAAUGUGACAGAUCAUUGUGUUACCUUAUUAGAUCAAUGACACGUGAACCAACUGUCUUCUUUACUUAAAGUACGAAAAAAAAAAUGAAAUCAGAACAUCAGAACGUAUUUUAUUUCAACUGCGGAAAGACGUCAUAAUGUUUGAAGUCCACCAAAGUUAAUCUACUCUUCUGUCUGAUUUGUUUGUCGGAAAGAAUGGCGGAUUCGGCAUUAUGAUUGGUCAGAUCGCCUGUCAAUCAAGCUGUUUGCGAAGGGUUAAUUGGUGGAAAUUUGUUAGCUUUGCCAAUUCUGGUGUACCAGAUAGACAAAAUUACACAUUUAAUUUGUCGUCUUUCAUUUUUCGCUACUUGGAAAACGGACAAAAAAAUACCAAUUUUUGUCCAAUCAGAUGCUCCAUUAAUACUACUGUACUUGCAAGUAACUACACAGCAAGAGGUUUAGUUAAUCAUUUUUUACUUCCUUACGUCCUUUUGUGUUUUGUCUCGUCAAAGAUUUAUUUUUAGACAUUUUAAAUGGAAAAUUAGACAAGAGUAGCGUUUUUGCAGAGUAAUAAGUAGCACAUUAUGGCUGUAAUGUAAAUUAAAGGCUAUUGCCUAUUUAAAGGAGAAGUUUACUUUCAAUACAAAAAUUUACAGAUAAUUUACUUACCCCCUUGUCAUCAAAGAUGUUCAUGUCUUUCUGUCUUCAGUUGUAAAGAAAUUAUGUUUUUUGAGGGAAAACAUUUCAGGAUUUCUCUUCAUAUAGUGGAUCCUUAUGGUGCCCCUGAGUUUGAACUUCCAAAAUGCAGUUUAAAUGCAGCUUCAAAAGACUCUAAACGAUCCCAGCCGAGGAAAAAUGGUCACUUUGUAAACACUAGUACUUCUGCGGCGAUAAAAGCCAAUUUUGAUGUUGGAGGAAAAAAUGAGAUGGGAAUUUUUCGACAUAACCUAACUGUAUUGACCCGGAUUACACAGACUACACAUGCGCGUCGCAGAGCUAGACAAGAUGAUCAUUUGAAGUUAAAAAAUAUAAAUUGUACAUUUGCAUAUAAACAGUUUAUUUUUUUUAGAAAAUAACCAAUCGUUUCACUAGAUAAGACCCUUCUUCCUCCGCUGGGAUCGUUUAGAGCUCCUUGAAGCUGCAUUUAAACUACAUUUUGGAAGUUCAAACUGGCAGGCACCAUAGAAGUCCACUAUAUGGAGAACAUUCCUGAAAUGUUUUCCUCAGGAAACAUAAUUUCUUUACGACUGAAGAAGAAUGACAUGAACAUCUUGGAUGACAAGGGGUUGAGUAAAUUAUCUUAAAGUUUUUGUUCUGGAAGUGAAGUUUUUUAAAAUAAGUUGCCAUGCCCCGACUUCCUGUUUCAAUGCAUCAACUCGUCAAAUGAUUUCACAGGGUCUUUAACGAUUAAAUAAACAGUAUUUUUGAAAGAAGUUGUUUUCCUAUGCAUUUAAAAUUCUAGUUUGCCUUUUUCGUACAUUUUUACAUUCUAUCCACGCUGCCGUUACGCUACUCUCAGCGUUUGCCAACUCACCAACUCCGCACUACCUUCACAGAAAUGCCAAAACUACAGAUAAUAUAGUGACACAGAAGUACAGGAAGUUCAGGUCCUCGCAGAAUUCACAAAUAAACAGAAAUAGAUGCAAAAACAGAGCUCUAGAAUCUAGGUAGGACAGAAAAGCACAUGUUUUGACCUCAUUUGAUUUCCACUGUGGAUAUUUGACCUGUUUGUCUUACCUAAAAAUAUAUCUGUAUGUUAAAUGUUUAAUCUCGCAGACGUCAGAAAUAAGUUUUGCCGGAAAACAUUAACGUCGCCCGUAUAUCACGGCCGUUUUUUUAGCCUCAGGUCGCGCCGAAAUGGAUCGCAUUCGAUUCACAGGUUAUAAUGGCCUUUUUCUGCUGAACUCUCUCCAUUUCAUCUUCCCUCUCCUGUCCUGUGGUGGCAUAUCAGAACGUGGUGAUAUACAGACACGCAGCCCUCGGGCAUCGGCGCUCUAAUAACCUCAUGUUGCAGGGGCCUUCCUCACAGAAUCUCUCCAUGCCAGAUGUGAAUUAUUAAAAUCAAAUUAAAUUUGGCCUGCAUGUAAAAGCAAGUGUAAUACAAAUUAAAAAUGGCAACUAGUGCCUGAAGUUUAAUAAGUUUGAAGGAUGAUAUCAUUACAGCUUGAAAGAAAAAAAAUGAGAUUGGAAAGGCAUAUAAAAUGAAACUUGAUGUGUUGAAAGGUGAACUGACGGCGUUAAUACAAAUUGCGUUUGCGCCAGAAACGGGGUGGGGGGUGGGCAGGGGGGCGUUUUGCACUACAGGUAUUUCUGAAGAAACCAGACCACCAGCAUUUCAUACUUGCUUUCUUCUCAUUCAAACCACGUUCACGUUUCGUUCCUCAGAUCUUCAUGCCGAACUUUGAUCUGUGAGCAUGCUCAAGGGGGGAAAGGGUGGGAAAGCUUCAGGGGGUUAAAGUGUUAUAAAGGUACUACUCAUAUUAACAAUAUGAUUCUUUAACUAUGGUUUGUAUGCUAAGGAAAGUAGCUUAUUAUAGAUACGAAAUCUGUAUAUUAGGGAACAGCAGCACAUUUCUCAGAUUCUAUGGGGGAAAGUAGUCGGUGGGCGGGUGGGUUUCGGGGUGGGGUGGGUUUUUUGCUUUAUAAAGAUCAUGUUAAAGUUCUGGUUUUCUCAGCACAAAGCGUAAGGAAAUAUAUAUCAAGAGUAUUGAUUUUGCUGUGUGAAAUGUGCAGUGGGAGAGCCAGGCACUCCCUGCGCUGUUCUUUAAAGCCUGGAUGAGACAAUGCUGUUUACAGUUGUUUUUGGUUUUCUUGUUAAUGUUCGUUGUUUUCUUUUGAUAUUUUUGGAGAAAAGAGGACGAGAGGUACACCAUCUAUCUCUGCGAUGUGAUUGGUGUGGCAUGAACAACUGAAAUGGACAGUGUUUCUGUUUAUUUGUUUUCCUUCCUUUCUUUCUUUUUUUGAGACAGAGAAGACAUGUCCAAGACAAAUGCCUGAGAAACCAAACAUCCUGUUGACAUUUCUCAAAUACUUGCUGCUUACAUUAUUUUACGGUUAUGCCUACUCAUCUAAUGAUUUGCAGAUUAAUUUAUGAACAUGGUUAUUUAAUUAUUUAUUUAUUUAAUUAUUUAUUUAUUUAUUUAUUCCUGACAACAAUCUGUUUAUGAAUCGCCUAUUUAUUGGUUCUGUUUAGAAAAAUGUAUGCAUCGAAAAGAAACGCUUAAUGGGCUUCUCUCUUUCUCUCUCUUUUUUUCAA
This is a messenger RNA of Labeo rohita (rohu), 7507 nucleotides long. It is a transcript of the gene celf5a, whose product is annotated as cugbp, Elav-like family member 5a. The coding region runs from base 36 to 1709 and encodes 557 amino acids. Lineage: Eukaryota; Metazoa; Chordata; Actinopteri; Cypriniformes; Cyprinidae. Gene Ontology annotation, biological process: mRNA splice site recognition; regulation of alternative mRNA splicing, via spliceosome. Gene Ontology annotation, cellular component: nucleus; ribonucleoprotein complex; cytoplasm. The transcript has 12 exons. The record is from RefSeq and is a predicted model, not a curated record. Gene Ontology annotation, molecular function: mRNA binding.